Paramecium tetraurelia is the source of this 1041-nucleotide messenger RNA. RefSeq lists its product as uncharacterized. Lineage: Eukaryota; Ciliophora; Oligohymenophorea; Peniculida; Parameciidae. The record is from RefSeq and is a predicted model, not a curated record. The transcript is spliced from 3 exons.
AUGUGCACUCAUCUAAAUUUUUCUCACAACAACAAUGUAAUGAUGUAUUUGAAAUUACGAGAAGAGGGGUGUGAAAAGGAUACUGCCAGGAAAUUUUGUCGCAAAUAGUUUUGCAAAAUCGAUCAAACACAAUAAAAUAUUGGACCUCCGGGACAUAAAAUACUUAAAAUACAACCAGAUCGAUUGCUUGGUCAAAAAGGAUGGUAACCAGGUUUUCUGAUGAAAUUUGAUUUGGGUGUUGGUUAUAAAGAAUCUGCUGAUCUCAAUGAAAAAUUUACUCCAGCUGAAUUAGCCAUACUAAAACAAUACAAAUAAUACGAAAAGAAAAAGAACGCUGCACUUCUACAAAAAAUGCUUGCAGUUAAAAGUUAUGCUGACUCACUCAGACCUCCAACAUUAGAUGUCUUUAGCAAAAGUUACUUACAAAGAGUUAAAUAAAUCUCUUAAGAGUUAAGAGAAGGCUAAGCAAAAGCAAAAAAAUAUUUUGAAUUCGGAGAUAUGAAGUUUUAUGCUCUUGUUGACUACAUUAAUAGAUUUGGUUAGAAUAAGGAUUCAAUAAAUCUUAAAUUCGAUCCAAUCUUAAUGGAAGACAUAAAGUUUUAAACUGAGAACACUUAAAAAGUAAAUACUGCUAGGGUGUUCCGCAGAAUGGGAACAAUAAGUAACAUAGAAAAAGAAGCCAAUUUUAUUAUGGCUUUGUCAUAAUAAGCUCCUGUAGGAGACAAUAUAGAAAAAGCAAAAUAAAAGCCUGAAGUAGUUUCACUUUUGAAACUUAAUCAUCAAAAAAUCGAUCUUGCAGAAGAAUUCAAUUCUACCUAGUAUUUAUUUACUCCAACCAACUCUUAAACUUUACAACCAUCCCGUAUAAAUGAUGAUGCUAUGAAAUCAUUUGUAAAACAGUUUUACUAAAAAUAAUUUGAUGACAAAUUGAAUUCUUUAACCACUUAUAAUAGAAAUAUUAGAGUUAGAACUUAGGCUAAUAGUGAAUUUAAAAAGAUAUCAAGAUAGCCAUCUAAUAAAGUUAAGACUUCAAGUCUAUGA